Messenger RNA from Anoplopoma fimbria (sablefish), 2169 nucleotides. Its product is annotated as dual specificity calcium/calmodulin-dependent 3',5'-cyclic nucleotide phosphodiesterase 1C-like. NCBI's taxonomy places the organism in Eukaryota, Metazoa, Chordata, Actinopteri, Perciformes, Anoplopomatidae. Bases 1 to 2169 code for a protein of 722 amino acids. Gene Ontology annotation, biological process: signal transduction. The transcript is spliced from 17 exons. Gene Ontology annotation, molecular function: 3',5'-cyclic-nucleotide phosphodiesterase activity. The record is from RefSeq and is a predicted model, not a curated record.
AUGACAGAACCAACGUCAAAAAAACAGGGAUUUAAAAAGUGUCGGAGUGCUACUUUCAGCAUAGAUGGCUUCAGCUUCACCAUCGUUGCCAAUGAGGCGGGGCAGAGCAACCACCAUCCACUGGCCCGCUUGGCACGCUCACGGUCCCAGAAUGCACUAUGCACCGCCAUCACAGCUGGCGUUGGCGUCACUGAACUCAAAGGAAUUCUGAUUGACCCGCGAAGCGCUGAAGAUAUCCUGGCGGAUGAGCUGCCGAUCCCUGACGCCCCCGACGCCAUGGAGAAGACUGCCAUAAGGUUGCGCUGUCUUGUAAAGCAGCUGGAGAGGGGGGAGGCAUCUGUGGUGGACCUGAAGAAAAACCUGGAGUACGCCGCCUCAGUCCUAGAAUCGCUAUACAAUGAGGAAACCAGGCGGCUGGUGGAUCCAGAGGACGAGCUGGGUGACAUCCGGUCAGACUCUGUGCCGUCAGAGGUUCGGGACUGGCUGGCUUCAACCUUUACCCGGCAGAGGGUUCUUAUGCUGCGCCGUAAUGAAGACAAGCCACGCUUCCGCAGCAUCGUCCAUGCGGUGCAGGCUGGCAUCUUUGUGGAGAGGAUGUACAGACGAACCUCCAACAUGGCCGGUCUUAGUUAUCCCCAAGAUGUCAUCACUGUGCUCAAGCAUGUGGACAUGUGGUCCUUUGAUGUGUUUGCGCUGAACGAUGCUAGUGGAGACCACGCUCUAAAAUUUGUAUUCUACGAGCUCCUCACAAGAUAUGACUUGAUCAAUCGUUUCAAGGUCCCUAUUUCUGCCCUCAUAUCAUUUGUGGACUCGUUGGAGGUGGGAUACAGCAAACACAAGAAUCCCUAUCACAACCUGAUGCAUGCUGCUGACGUCACACAGACCAUCCAUUACCUGCUUCUCAAGACUGGCAUGGUGCAUUGGCUAACUGAGUUGGAGAUCUUUGCCAUCAUUUUUGCAGCUGCCAUCCAUGACUAUGAACAUACAGGGACCACCAAUAACUUCCACAUUCAGACCAGGUCAGACACAGCCAUGCUGUACAAUGACCGAGCUGUUCUGGAGAACUACCACGUCAGUGCUGCAUAUCGUCUUCUACAGCAAGAUGAUGAAAUGAACAUUCUUUCUAAUCUCUCCAAAGAUGACUGGAGAGAACUGCGGGCACUGGUAGUGGAGAUGGUGUUGGCCACAGACAUGUCCUGCCACUUCCAGCAGAUCAAAGCCAUGAAAAGCGUUCUGCAGCAACCUGAGGCGAUUGACAAACCAAAGGCCUUAUCCCUUCUGCUGCACACUGCUGACAUCAGCCACCCUGCCAAACAAUGGAACCUGCAUCAUCGCUGGACAACAUCCCUUCUGGAGGAGUUCUUCAGACAGGGUGAUAAAGAAGCAGAGCUGGGUCUACCUUUCUCCCCUCUUUGUGAUCGCAAAUCCACUAUGGUGGCCCAGUCUCAGAUUGGAUUCAUUGACUUCAUCGUGGAGCCUACAUUUACAGUGUUGACAGAAAUGACCGAGAAGAUUGUGACGCCGCUGAUUGAGGAGGCAUCGCGCUCUGGAUUGACUGGCUUCAGACGCUCUAGUGUCAACAGUAUCAGUGGCAGUGAUGGAAAGCUGCCCAGUGUGAGGAGUACAGGUUCAGAGGGCAGCUGCUCUCUGACCAUGGUGGACUUUAAGAGCUUCAAGAUCACAUGGAACGAAGAGAUUCACCACAACAGGGAGACAUGGAAGGCCCAGGCAACCAAAGACCUGGAGGAGAAGGUCAAGAAGGAGGCAGAGGAGGGUGGCAAGCAAGAGAAGGAAACAGAAGAGGAGAAACAGUCGAGUAGUCCCAAUUCAGGACAGGAGAUGAAGACAAAUAUGGAGGGAAAGGUAGAGGUGGAGAACAGGAUGCAGCAGGAGGUGCAAAAGUCCAAAGACGUGGAAGGAAACAAUAAUCCAGGUGGAGCUGCAGGAUCAGGCCCAAAUUACAACAAGAAGGCUGAGGGCGCUACAGAGAAGCAGCAACGGCAGAAGGGCCUUCAGCGUGACUGCCCUCUGAUCCAUUACUGCAAGAGACCUAGUUACUCUGCUGGCUCCUACCGGAUGAUCAGGUCAAAGGUCACUGAGAUACGGCCAAUUGAUGCCAGGGGGAAAGCUAGGAGACUGCAGCGCAUCUCUCUGCGUCGCAGAAAGUGA